AUGCAGCGACCUAAAGUUGCUGCUUCCACGUACAGGCGAGAGACGCGUCUGCAGCAAGUGCCUUCUGCUGCUGCUAUUGCUGCAGCAGCAGCAGCAGAAGCAAAAGCACAAGUCACCCCUAGGAAGCUGCUAGGAGUGCAGAUCGACGCUCUGCUGCGGCAGCCCCACAAGGCUUUAGAGGCGCUGCUGCCAGCAGUGGCUGGCGAAGCAGCAGCAGCAGCACCACCACCACCACCCCCAACAGCAGCAGCAGCUGAAACAGCAACAGCAGCAACAACGGCAGCAGCAACAACAGCAGAAGCGACGGAAGCAGCGGUGGAAGAACUGAAAUACGCCAACGCUCUGCUUCUCUCCCAGCUGCCAGCGCAGCAGCAGCAGCAACAGCAACAGCAGCAGCGGAAGCAGCAGCAGCAGCAGACAGGAAGGACAGCAGCAAACAUCAGCACCGCAACGGAGGAUAUUCAGCAUUAA
Eimeria acervulina is the source of this 471-nucleotide messenger RNA. RefSeq lists its product as hypothetical. The coding region runs from base 1 to 471 and encodes 156 amino acids. Lineage: Eukaryota; Apicomplexa; Conoidasida; Eucoccidiorida; Eimeriidae. The transcript has a single exon. The record is from RefSeq and is a predicted model, not a curated record.